CGCGGAGCUCGGAUUUGAGGGGCCCGGGCGGGGGGAAGAGAAGAACUUGAUUAUUGUGAUUUCUUCUUCUUCUUCUUCUUGGAAGCCGCGAAAAUUUGUUUCCGGAAAGUUUUGCGCUCGGAGGAUCCUUCCAGAUAUUUCUUCAUUUUCACUUUGGAAGAUCGACUUACUUUCUUCUUCUUCUUCUUCUCCCAGCUUAUUGCUCCCCCAUUCAUCUCGUCGGACAGCGUGGAAGGAGAACGUGAAGCGAAUUCUCGACCGCGGAACAACGCUUUCAAGCUUUUGGGGGGUUCGAUCCCCCCCCCCCUCGACCCCCUGCCGCUUCCCCGUCCUCAUCCAGCAUCCCCGGAGUCCGGACCGGAGCCUGGACUCUCUCCGCGGGGUGCGGCGGCAUCCGUCCUCCAGGACCCUGGGCACCGCACGGGGACGGCGCCGAAACUUUGUCACUGUUUGAGCGGGACGUGGCCGUCCCCCUUCCCCGAGCGGCCCGAGGACAGCGCACUUUAAGAAAUAAAAUCUGGCUGGUUGAGAUUUUCUUCUUUUUUGGGGGGGGGAGAAGAGGACACGCUCGGCUCACCCCGGAUUUGCAUCUUCACCUUCAUCAACCCGGCCAGCAGCGUUGGCUUCCCGGCGACCUCAGCGUGGUCACAGGGGCCCCCCUGUGCCCAGGGAAAUGUUUCAAGCUUUCCCUGGAGACUACGACUCCGGUUCCCGGUGCAGCUCUUCACCCUCCGCCGAGUCGCAGUAUUUGUCCUCGGUGGAUUCGUUCGGCAGCCCCCCUACCACCGCCGCCGCCUCCCAGGAGUGCGCCGGUCUCGGGGAAAUGCCCGGUUCCUUCGUGCCCACGGUCACGGCGAUCACCACCAGCCAGGACCUCCAGUGGCUUGUGCAACCCACACUCAUCUCUUCCAUGGCCCAGUCCCAGGGGCAGCCACUGGCCUCCCAGCCCCCAGCUGUGGACCCCUAUGAUAUGCCAGGGACAAGCUACUCCACACCGGGCCUGAGUGGCUACAGCAGUGUUGCAGCUGGUGCCAGUGGCGGGCCUUCUACCAGUGGCACCACCAGUGGACCUGGGCCUUCCCGCCCAGCGCGAGCCCGGCCCAGGAGACCCCGGGAAGAGUCGCUUACCCCAGAAGAAGAAGAGAAGCGAAGGGUUCGCAGGGAAAGAAACAAGCUAGCAGCGGCUAAAUGCAGGAACCGGCGUCGGGAACUAACCGACAGGCUGCAGGCGGAGACAGAUCAACUUGAGGAAGAAAAGGCCGAGCUGGAGUCGGAGAUCGCCGAGCUGCAGAAGGAGAAAGAGCGCCUGGAGUUUGUGCUGGUGGCCCACAAGCCGGGCUGCAAGAUCCCGUUCGAAGAGGGCCCGGGGCCCCUGGCGGAGGUGAGAGGCUUGCCGGGGUCCUCCGCUAAGGAAGACGGUCUCCGCUGGCUGCUGCCGCCCCCGCCGCCGCCCCUGCCCUUCCACGCCGGCCAGGACGCGGCCCCCACGCUCACCGCUUCUCUCUUUACACACAGUGAAGCUCACGUCCUCGGCGACCCCCUCCCCGUUGUUAACCCUUCGUACACCUCCUCGUUUGUCCUCACCUGGCCCGAGGCCCCCGAGUUCGCCGGCGCCCAGCGCAGCAGCGGCAGCAGCGAGCAGCCCGCCGACCCCCUGAGCUCGCCCUCCCUCCUCGCUCUGUGACCCCGACACGAGCCGAACCGGGACGCACACGCGUGCACGAGCGCACACGCACACACACACACAACCAAAAGACAAAGCAGAGAACAUUUGGGACCAAGGAGGAGGAGGAGGAGGAAGAGGAGGAAGAGGAGAGGGGAAGAGACACACAGAGCCCUCCCUCCCUCAUCCAUCCAUUCAUCUACCCAUCCAUGGGAUCUUCUGGACUUGAGUUCGAAUCCUGCCACUGCCACUGGACUGAAGGAGAGCCCGCCAUGUGUUCUGUGCCUCCUCUUGUAAUCCGUACCCCCCUCCAGCCAGCUGGUGACUUUGGAUUGGGGUGGGGGAGAGGAAGAAAAGGGGGAG
Messenger RNA from Perognathus longimembris pacificus (Pacific pocket mouse), 2026 nucleotides. RefSeq names its product FosB proto-oncogene, AP-1 transcription factor subunit (gene Fosb). Gene Ontology annotation, molecular function: RNA polymerase II cis-regulatory region sequence-specific DNA binding; DNA-binding transcription factor activity, RNA polymerase II-specific. Lineage: Eukaryota; Metazoa; Chordata; Mammalia; Rodentia; Heteromyidae. Gene Ontology annotation, cellular component: nucleus. Gene Ontology annotation, biological process: regulation of transcription by RNA polymerase II. The transcript has 4 exons. Bases 674 to 1684 code for a protein of 336 amino acids. The record is from RefSeq and is a predicted model, not a curated record.